AUGGUGCCCACUUGCGACAUGCCAUUGAUGGAGGAUCGCCCGGAUCGAACGGUCCGGGUCGGGUCGGAACCCCCCGGGCAAGAGCGAGAGCAGCUCGUCGGUAUCUUACAGGAGAACGCUGAUGUCUUCGCCUGGUCGCCAUCCGACAUGACCGGCGUCGACCUUGAGACCGCCCAGCAUCACCUGAAUUUAUCGCUUGACGCCCGGCCGGAAAUCAAGUACCCACGAUGGCUAUCUAAUGUAGUGCUGGUGAAAAAGUCUAAUGGGAACUGGAGGAUAUGCGUUGACUAUACGAGUCUCAAUCGGGCAUGCCCGAAAGACUACUAUCCCCUCCCAAGAAUCGAUCAGCUGGUCGACGCGACGGUCGGGCAAGCCCACCUGUCGUUUAUGGACGCCUUCUCCGGCUACAACCAGAUCAGAAUGGCGCUUGAAGAGCAAGAACACACGGCCUUCAUCACCGAUCUGGGGGUGUAUUUCUACAAAGUCAUGCUGUUUGGGCUCAAGAACGCAGGCACCACCUACCAGAGGGCCGUGAACAAAAUGUUCGCCGCACAAAUCGGACGGAACGUUGAAUGUGAAGAGGCUUUUGGACAAGUCAAGCGGCACUUGGCCAACCUUCCCCGCCUUGCUUCGGUCACUCUCAAGGAAAAGCUCAGCGUUUACUUGGCCGCCUCCCAGCACGCGGUCAGCUCCGUCCUAACCAAGGAAGUUUCCGGAGAACAACUACCGGUCUACUACGCCAGCCACGUCUUGAACGGACCCGAGGAGCGGUAUCCGCCACUUGAAAAGCUCGCUUUGGCGCUCGUGGUAGCGUCCCGGAAACUACGCCCUUACUUCCAAGCUCACACGAUUGAGUCCAUAGCCGACUUCAUCGCGGAACUGGCUGAAGGCGGGAAUGGAAGUCCCGAGCAGACAGAGGAGGCCUGGGACUUGCACGUGGACGGCUCGACUACCUCUAGCAGCGCCAGCGCGGGGUUGGUACUCUCAGCUCCCGACGGACGCUCGUUCGAACGCUCCCUCUUCUUUGGGUUCCGGGCCACUAACAAUGAAGCCGAAUAUGAGACGCUCCUGGCAGGACUCAAGCUGGCCCUUGAAAUGCAGGUAGACGUCAUCCGCGUCUUUACUGACUCGCAACUCGUCGCCGAGCAACUUAGCGGUGGGUACGAAGCCAGGGAACCGACCAUGGCAAGGUACCUGGCAGAGGUAAAAAGCCUAGCCUCCAACUUCUCCCGCUUCACGUUAUCUAAGGUGCCGAGGAGCCAAAAUGAACGAGCCGACGAAUUGGCGAAGAUGGCUUCGGGAUUGGACCACGGAAACCACUCCGGGGUUGAAGAUAUCCCAUUCCGCACCAUCUCAAUUUCGUCUGUAACUCCGGCCAAAGCGCGCACCACGUGGGUACAGGAGAUGCUGCUCUUCAAACACAACGGGAUCCUUCCCGACGACGAAGCCACAGCGCGCCGCAUUCGCCGAACACAAACAUGGUAUUCCGAGGUGAACGAACGGCUCUACAAACGGUCCUUCUCACAGCCCCUGCUGCGAUGCCUCGAGCCUGGCGAAGCGAAGGCAGUCCUCGCCAAGGUCCAUGAGGGGAUCUGUGGGGAGCAUAUCGCUGCUCGAACCUUGGCCUACAAAAUCCUUCGUCAAGGAUACUACUGGCCCACCAUGUCCCGAGAUGCUAGAAUCUACGUGCAGCGGUGCGGGCCCUGCCAGAGGCAUGCCCGAAUGCCCAGGCAGCCGGUGGUCCCCCUGUCCCCCAUCGACUGCGCAUGGCCAUUUGCGCAAUGGGGAUUGGACCUCCUCGGCCCUUUUCCACUAGCCUCGGGGCAACGACGAUAUAUCGUCGUAGGCGUGGAUUACUUCACCAAGUGGACCGAAGCCGAGCCACUAGCGAUGAUCACGAAAUGGCAAGCCAUCAUCACGGAUAAUGGAUCCCAGUUCACCAGUGCUCGGUUCCAGGAGUUCUGCGCGAGCUACGGGAUUCAACUAAGGUUCAGCUCUAUGGCCCAUCCCCAGACAAACGGGUUAGCCGAAGUUACCAACCGAUCUAUUCUAAAUGGACUCAAAAGGAGAGUGUCAGCGGCCCAGUCAGCUUGGCUGGACGAGCUCCCCAGUAUUCUGUGGUCCUUGCGGACCACCCCCAAGGCCGCGACCGGAGAAUCCCCCUAUAGCCUCUCAUUUGGGACCGAGGCUGUCUUGCCUCCCAAGAUGGUUUUCCCCACCCUGAGGACGGCAAGCUAUGACGAACGAGUUUCAACCCAGGGACUGCGAGCCGAUCUCGAUCUGCUCGAGGAAUGA
Messenger RNA from Musa acuminata subsp. malaccensis (wild Malaysian banana), 2295 nucleotides. Lineage: Eukaryota; Viridiplantae; Streptophyta; Magnoliopsida; Zingiberales; Musaceae. The record is from RefSeq and is a predicted model, not a curated record.